This is a messenger RNA of Acaulospora morrowiae, 1104 nucleotides long. NCBI's taxonomy places the organism in Eukaryota, Fungi, Glomeromycota, Glomeromycetes, Diversisporales, Acaulosporaceae. The record is from the annotation of a GenBank genome assembly.
AAACUGCCAUAAGAACAAUUAAGCGUUCGUUAAACUCUUCCCUCUCAACGAUAAGAAGUAAUUCCGCGUUCAUUGAAUCGCCGUUAAAGGCUUCACGGUGUUCGGAACCGAUUGAACCGGUGACGAACGUUACAGGCGUGAAAGGGCAUUGGUUAGGUCCUAAGAUAUGGAAAGGCAAGCAAGCACAGGCUAUUCUGCUACAUGUUCAUGACAUAGGAUACGUAUCUUCACCAUCCGGAAUUCAAUCGCUUUGCUACCUAUUAAGGACACUACGCACUAAGCAUGACAAGCACGUGAGAAUAUUUGUUGUCGAUCAUGCUCUUGCUCCGGAGAAUCCAUAUCCAAAUGGAUUGUGUAGCGUCAAACGCGCUUAUCGGUGGCUGACCGCGAGCGGGAUACCCGGGUCGCAGAAUGUUUUUUUGUGUGGUACCUCGACGGGUGGGACCCUCAUCCUAGCUCUCUUACAAAAACUCUACACUACCUCCACAUUACCUCGACCUCUUGGCGUCAUCUUAAUAUCUCCCUGGGUUGAAGUAUCAUGUGAUGCCCUAUCAUAUUUCACUAACUCAAAAUUUGACAUCUUGACUACAUAUUUUUGUCAACUCGCAACAAGGAGUUACCUGUUCGGCGAAGAUGACAACUCAAUUAAUGGGAAGGAUAUUGAAAACUUUCAGAAGGAUCAAAGGGAAAUUGCUGCAUGGUUGGAAGGAAUUGAGUGUGCAUCCAAUUCUAUUGAUGAAAAGAAAAAUGUUGAGAAUAAUGAAAAAAACGCUGAAUGGAAACAUGAAGUAGUGAACGUAAAAAAUCACAGCGGUGAGGACAACAAGCCUAAAAAGAAAAGACGAGGUUCCAGAGCAUCCAGAAAUUCCAGGAAAUCCAGAAAUACUGGAGGUUCACGAAAACCUUCAUCUUCCGAAACUGAAAGGAAAACGGGUAUGGCUAGUGCCCGCUCUUCAUUAACAUCGGUCGCCGAUGAAGUACAGAAAGAGAAAAAACUCGCAAAACGCGCUAGCACUAUACGGUUUUCGGAUUCAUUGGAGAUACACACACAAGCGGAUCUGGAUGAUAUAGCAAAUAUUAAACGUGGAAGUUGGAUACGAAAAA